AAACAAAUGCACGUGCGUUGUUUUUAGAAACAUGGAUGAGCAUGAUAUAUUUAAACUUAUUACGGCGGGCGUACGCUUUACCAAGAAGUCCAAGAAGGAGCAACCCACCAAACCACAGUUGCAGCCCAAGAUUUCCAAGAAAGAGGAGCCGGUAAAAAGUAAAAAGUCAAAGGAAGAUGACCAGGACUCCACAGAAUUUCGCCUGCUGGCUGGAGAAUCCACCACUGAACCCAAACGCAAGAAGCCCAAGGAGGGGAAGGCACCCUCCGCCAAAGAGUUAGAGCUGCAAAAGGUCGCCGAUCAGGCGAAUGAGACCAGGAAGCAGUUCGGCAUCAGUGCGCUGGGCAAGAGGAUUCCCCCACCAGUGGCCAGUUUUGAGGCACUGACCAGGGACUUCAAGCUGCUGCCCCGUCUGCAGCAGAACCUGCUGGCCCGCAACUUCGAUCAGCCUACGCCCAUCCAGAUGCAGGCACUGCCCGUGCUCCUCCAGCGACGAGCUCUAAUGGCUUGUGCGCCUACUGGAUCCGGAAAAACGUUGGCCUUCCUAACGCCCAUCAUCGAUGGGCUGAGGGCCCACAAAACCAGCGGUCUGAGGGCCUUGGUCUUGGCCCCCACCCGCGAGUUGGCCCAGCAAAUCUACCGGGAAUGUGCCGAACUCACUCGCGAAACGGGCCUGCGUACCCACUUCAUCAGCAAGGUGAGCGAGGCAAAGCAGAAACACGGCACCGAAUGCAAACAGCGCUACGACAUAUUGGUCUCCACCCCGAACCGCGUGAGAUUUCUUCUGCAGCAGGAACCACCGCUGCUGGAUUUGUCGCAAGUCGAAUGGUUUGUUCUGGACGAGGCGGAUCGCUUGAUGGAAGAGGGCCAAAACAACUUCAAAGAGCAGCUGGAUGACAUUUACGCCGCCUGCUCCCUUCCAACCAAGUGCGUAGCCUUUUUCAGUGCCACCUACACGGUCCCAGUGGCGAAAUGGGCUCUACGUCACCUUAAGAACCUGGUGCGCAUCACCAUUGGAGUGCAAAACAGUGCCACGGAGUCGGUGCAGCAGGAACUGCUGUUCGUGGGAUCCGAGGGCGGCAAACUGGUGGCCAUGCGAGAUUUGGUUCGCCAGGGUCUCCAGCCGCCGGUGCUCGUUUUCGUGCAGAGCAAGGAGCGCGCCAAGCAGCUGUUCGAGGAGCUGCUCUACGACGGAAUCAACGUGGACGUGAUUCAUGCCGAACGGAGCCAGCAUCAGCGUGACAAUUGCGUGAGAGCCUUCCGCGAGGGCAGCAUUUGGGUGCUUAUCUGUACGGAGCUCAUGGGCCGAGGCAUUGACUUCAAGGGCGUCAAUCUGGUGAUCAACUACGACUUUCCGCCCACCACCAUCUCGUAUAUCCAUCGAAUAGGAAGGACUGGACGAGCAGGACGCCCAGGACGGGCCAUAACAUUCUUCACACAGGAAGACACAGCCAAUUUAAGAAGCAUUGCGGUUAUAAUUAAGAACUCUGGAGGGACCGUUCCGGAGUAUAUGUUACAAAUGAAAAAGGUUAAAAAAUCGGAGGCCAAAAUACGGGCCAAGAAACCUCUAGAUCGCGAGGACAUAUCGACCAAGAUCCGCCCGGAGACAAAAAGCGACGAGAUCCACAAGUCCGCAAAACUGAAAAAAGUCGAAAAGACGGAAAAAAUUAUUAAAAAGCGUCAAGGCAAAGAAAAAGAUUUAAAGCCGAAGCAAAAGAAGUUGGGAAAAAUCAAGGUUGACCUCAAGGCUGUCGAUAAAAGGAAAGGAAAAGCGUCAAAAACAAGAAAAGAAAAGGUGUAAUUUUAAAACAAAUUAUAAAUUACGUACGCUUAAAUGAGAAAGAAAAAACUUUUUUAUUUUCUCCAACAAAUCUGCAAAUUAUAGUUAAAAACCGUUACAAAGAAUAUUGCAUAAUAUUUUAAUAAUAAUAAUAGUUUUUAAAAUACGAA
This is a messenger RNA of Drosophila rhopaloa, 1950 nucleotides long. RefSeq names its product probable ATP-dependent RNA helicase DDX52 (gene ais). The coding region runs from base 32 to 1801 and encodes 589 amino acids. The record is from RefSeq and is a predicted model, not a curated record. The transcript has 3 exons. Lineage: Eukaryota; Metazoa; Arthropoda; Insecta; Diptera; Drosophilidae. Gene Ontology annotation, molecular function: RNA helicase activity; nucleic acid binding; ATP binding. Gene Ontology annotation, biological process: maturation of SSU-rRNA.